This is a messenger RNA of Paraglomus occultum, 1062 nucleotides long. Lineage: Eukaryota; Fungi; Glomeromycota; Glomeromycetes; Paraglomerales; Paraglomeraceae. The record is from the annotation of a GenBank genome assembly.
AUGUCAACUCACCAAAUCAAAGCCUCAUCAACCGUCGAUCUUGUUUCUGAUGCCGCACAGAGGCGCAAAAGGAUCGACUCGGGAUUCUUUGAAGACUUGGAUAUAAUUGCGAUUGGAUCUGAUACCAAGUGCUCCGAUUCUGCCGCCGAGAAUGUCAAUAUCACCGACAGAUCUGUUACCGUCCCGGGCGUCUCGUUCGCGUCAUAUACCGGCCUGUAUACGAUAACCAUUGCCAGAUCACACCGCAAGGUCACGUCUGAAGCUCAAUGGGGACCGCUCGAAGAUUACUUUCCCCCAAUUUCUUGUCCAAAUGCUAGUUCUGCUGCUAUCACGACUACGACGACUGCUCACGAUUCCGUCGAAUCCGAGUCAUGCGACAACGAUGAUCUAUCGGGAAAUCUCUCGCCAUCCCAACAACCUCCCGUAUCGCCUCAAUUCACACAAGACUUGCCUUUUGAGUAUGUCCUCACGCUCGAGGAUAGGAGCAAAGUACCAUUAUGGAGAAGACUUAGAGAUAAUCCUGAAUUGGGAAAGGCUUGGACUACCAGACCAUUAGAAUUCUUCUUGCCACGGGCCACCAAGAACAAAAAUACGGAUACAGGUUGCGGGAUAAAGAAGGGACUUGGCGCAAACAUGAAAAAGAACAAACGAUCUCGGACUCUGCCGGAACAAAAUGUUAAACCAGCAUCAUCUCUGAAACCCAAACUGUUUGCAGCAGCGACUUCAAUCACGCACACAACCAAGAUUACGAUCGAACAAUCGACCAAGCGGCCGCAGCGCGCACCAAAGAAACCGGCCGUUCCGAUGCAAAAGCCAAUCUCGACGUCCGUCAAGGUAUCAGCAAGCAACAAGGUCUCGAUACAAAAAGUACUGCACAGCCCAAGAGAUCGUCCCGAGACUGGAAUAAAGAGAAUGGUGUUGGAAAAGGCAAAGAAUGCUGCGAGAAAAAUUGGUGAAAAGAGCGUCGGCAAGUGUCAGAAGAGCAUGGAAAGCAAGAAUGCGGCCAGAACGACCAAGAAGAAUUUGAAUGUGAUGACUGUAGAAAAAAACGCUCUCUGGUAA